Trichogramma pretiosum is the source of this 2171-nucleotide messenger RNA. It is a transcript of the gene Pex11c, whose product is annotated as peroxisomal membrane protein 11C. Bases 562 to 1257 code for a protein of 231 amino acids. Gene Ontology annotation, biological process: peroxisome fission. The record is from RefSeq and is a predicted model, not a curated record. Gene Ontology annotation, cellular component: peroxisomal membrane. The transcript is spliced from 4 exons. NCBI's taxonomy places the organism in Eukaryota, Metazoa, Arthropoda, Insecta, Hymenoptera, Trichogrammatidae.
AAUUGCGACAUAGCUAUCUAUAGUGUAUGCAGCCGCACACGUGAACACGUCAGUACUGCGCCAACAACCCGUCUGACAGGUCAAUUUUCGUAUACGGGUUGUGUGCUAUGAUAGCAGUGCCGAUACCACUGCACAGCGCAGAUUUUUGUAUGUGUGCUCGAUUCAGUGCAUUAGGUUAUAUUAUUCAUCAGCACAUCAGUUUAUUAUUUCAUUUAUAAUUAGUCAUGUAGAGUUGUUGUUUUUGUGCGUAUUAUCUUGCCAUACACACACACACACUUGUUAUUCAUACAAAUUUUUUAUUUACAUAUAUCUGUUCUAUGUAUCUCUGUUGAUGUUAUUUUUCUCAGUUCAUUGCAUUUAAAAGUAUUUAUAUUUAUAUACUUAAUCUAUGCAUAUCUUUAUUUAUCAAUUACUCUCAUCUUUCGUGUUAUCUUAAUGACUUUGGAGUUACAAAGUACUAGUCAAUAAAUCUCAGUAAACAUAUGCACUGCAGUGAUAGUGCUUCUAUUUUAUUCAAAAGUACUCUUUUGAGUACACAAGUAUUUGCCAAAAAAAAUCAAAAUGAAUAUCGCUCUAGUAUCUGACUAUUUAGACAGCUAUGAGGGACGUGACAAGUUUUUGCGAACCCUUUCUUAUGCAGCUAAAAUGGCAUCCGGAUUCCCCACAUCAAAUGAUACUUCAGAUAAAUUCAAGAAGUUUGGAAGUAAAAUGAGUGGUGCAAGAGUCAUCUUAAGACUUCUUGAUGAUAUUCCUAAUAUUCAUUCUGUAAUGACCUAUGGCACUGGACAAAAGGAACCAGAUUGGUUAAUCAGAACAAUUGAACUGAUCAAAAUUACUGUAGAUUUAUUAUACAGUCCAGUGGAACACAUUUGUUGGGCUGGAGAAAAUAAUCUGAUUUCCAUAGACAUUGAGAAAUGGGGUAACGCUACAACUUGGUUUUGGAUAGGUUCUUUAUAUUUAUCGCUCUUAAAGACAUUAAGAAAAUAUAAACUGUUAAAGAAACAAGAAAUGAAUUUCUGUAAAAAAGAAAUUAAUCCAAGAUAUAAUAAGUCAAUUCUUAGAAGUCAACAAACCAAUGAACUAGUAACUUGUUUUAGAUUAAUGUUAGAUUUGAGUUAUGCAAUAAGUUAUUUGCCCAAAGGGACAUUGUGGGGCGGCAAGUUUUCAGCUUUCCAAGUUGGUGCACUAGGAACUAUUUCAUCAUUAAUUGGUGUUUAUCAAGCACUCACAAGAAAAAUGGCUCAAAGAUACAGUUGAAUGAAUACAAUUUUUUAAUACUGAUUCGCAGUAUGACCAUCGGGCGCUGGGUGACAGUUGUAGUGAGAGAUAAUUAUUUAAGUAUUAUUAUAAGGUUAUAUUUGUUAUUGCAUUCUAAAUGAUAUAGAACACAUGAAUAUUUUUAAUAAAAUUAAUGGGAAAAAUUUUGUUGAAAUCAAAACAAAGUGUUACUAUUUUAUUAUUUAUUUCUUCUACAAGUUCAACAUUGACAAAGUUGAAGCAAAGAUCAUGGCAACUUUUCAUUAAUAAUUAUAAAUUAUUAUUCUUAAUUAUUAAGCUGCUUAAAAACAUUUUUACAUGGAAUAAAAAAACUAAAAAACCUGAUAGGCACUUUCAUGUAACUUAAAAUAAUGUCUCAAUGAGACUAUAAGAUUCUGAAAAGCUCAACAUUUGCUGAAUUCUCAACAGUCUUAGUUAGUAGAAAUCACUUUGAUUGAGUAUGAAUACAUUAAAGUUAAUUGCUCAUUUUUCUUUGGACUUAAAAAUAAUUUGUAUGUAUAAUGCCGCAAUAAAAUUUUAUGGAGGUCACAUUAAAAGGCACGACUGAUUAAAAGUGAAUAAAUUAAAUUUUUUUGGAUAAAAGAUAAUCAUUAAAAAUUGUCCGCAAAGGCAUUGCCAGUUUUUUUACUUUACACUACCUUGCUAUAACUGUGUAUAAGUUUAAGGAUACAUUAAUAAUGACUUGGUCAUUAAUUUGUAAUUUUGUUUUUGAAUACUUCAAAAAUCCCUACUCACUAUUAGACCAAUUUUUAGUUUUAGUUUUAAUUCAUUAUUUCAGAUCGCUAGACGUAGCGUUAAAAAUUUUCUAGUACAAUAAUUUUUAGAUAAUGAUUAGACAAGGCAUAGAUAAAACUGUCUAAUGUUAUGCAUAUAACCGAUUAGUGUUUUCGAAA